Messenger RNA from Dendroctonus ponderosae (mountain pine beetle), 1138 nucleotides. Its product is annotated as tubulointerstitial nephritis antigen-like. Gene Ontology annotation, cellular component: lysosome. Gene Ontology annotation, biological process: proteolysis. NCBI's taxonomy places the organism in Eukaryota, Metazoa, Arthropoda, Insecta, Coleoptera, Curculionidae. Gene Ontology annotation, molecular function: cysteine-type peptidase activity. The record is from RefSeq and is a predicted model, not a curated record.
AUAUGGCAUAAUAUCCAAAGGUCGUGAAGAGGUCCAGCUGAGUGCCCAAAACAUCUUAUCCUGCAUCACCAGACCGACUGGAUGCGAAGGAGGCCGUCUGGAUAGGGCGUGGACAUUCGUCCGGAAAUACGGUGUGGUUGAUGAGGACUGUUUUCCAUACACCGGCAACAACAACACAAUUUGCUCGAUUAGACGCUUCGGGCCUUUAAGGGCGUCCGGCUGCACUCCCCCACGGUACAGUGAAAGAACCGGAAGGUACAAAGUAGGUCCGGCCUACAGACUGGGCAACGAAACCGAUAUUAUGUAUGAAAUAAUGCGCUCUGGACCAGUACAAGCCACCCUCAGGGUCUACCAUGACUUCUUCUCGUACAAAGAGGGCAUCUAUCGGCAUAUUGGCGCCUCCUUGCCGCACCUCCAAGGGUACCAUUCGGUGAGGAUUGUGGGCUGGGGCGAGGAGUUUACUCCAUUGGGGCUAACGAAGUACUGGAAAGUGGCAAACAGUUGGGGGACUGAUUGGGGCGAGAAUGGGUACUUCAGGAUCCUGCGCGGCGUCAACGAGUGUGAUAUUGAGUCGUUCGUAUUGGCUGUUUGGUCGGAAGUGGAUCGACGCAUACUGACCAACUCCUACACCAUUUAAGCUCAGGUUAAUGUUGUUGGGUUUCCUUCCAGGCCAGGUCCUGCCGUUUGGGAGCCAACGUCCCCUUCCCCCAUUAAGCUUUUAACGAGUCGGAAAACUUGAUCUUGUUGCUAAACUGCGAUAAAACUAUGUGUUCUCAGAUAAGAAACGCCACUGUUUGAUAUGAGCAAUUAUUUAUUUUCCUUUGGGGCCGCAGCGCGGGCCCUUGGCCCACUUUCUUCUGUUUCUGUGUACUUAAACCGCACUCUGAUGUUAAUUAGGUGCAGCAAUAACAUGCCGUAUGUGCAUACGGAUAAGAUUUUUCACUUUAUUGUUUUUAGCCAAUUAACUAAGUCAUCUAUCUGGAGCUGGGACUCAAAGUCUACAGUUCCCCAGUGCGAAUUAUCUUAAUUAGGCCUUCAAUGUUGUUGUUCUUGAUGGCGUUUCUGCAAUGAUUAAUCAUAACUGCCGAAUGUUGUCCAACUAAAAACCAAAAAAAAUAAAUAAAUAAUAUUUUUGAUA